AUGAUUGUGAAAGUAUUUGAUAACAUAUACAUUAGUAAUGUUUACAAUGCUAACGACAUUUAUCAUUUAAUUAACCUGAACAUCGGGGGGGUUCUGACUUGCUUCAGAUGCAUGAGCAUCGAAUGGUGUUACCAUAACCCUAAGGAAAAUGGAAAAAUUUUUUAUAAAGAUAAAUUUCUAAAUUGCAAAAAGGAACUUCCUAGAGAUGUAAAGAAGUGUGGUUUGUUGCAUGUGCAACAAGGAGUAUCACCUUCAGGAAAAACUUUUAAAGAUUCUGUUGAAGCAGGAAGUUAUUGUACUUCUAACAUGUACACAAACAUAGACAUAUCUAGGAACAGAGUCGAAGAAGCCAUAGAAGAAAAUGGUGAUACAUCUAAAGAGUGCUAUCUAGAACAGAAUUGCGACGAUAUAUUUUCAAAACCAUAUGCACACUAUGAUCAUGUGAUAUAUCCAUACGAAGUUAUAGAGAAAAAACUUUCCAAAGAUAGAAUCGAUGAUUAUAUAAAAGGAAUGGUGCUAUUGCCCGAUGAUGUCGAAGUUGAUUGUUUUGGAACAUUUCAAAAUGAGAGCAUGUCAUCAUUGACUGAAACGACAAAAAACAAUAUUUGUGGUGAACAGACAGAACCCACAAAAGGCACUUCACUACAUACUACCCCCCUAGAUGCAGAUAAUACACAACAAUCAAAUGAAAGCGAAAAGAAGGAAAUGACACAUAGAAGUAGUAGCAUGGAUGAUAAACAUAUUGUAUCUGAAAAAAUGGGUUCUAAUCGAAAGGAGAGAGAAGAAUACUCAUGUAAUAAUACUUCCCAAAGCUCUGAAAAUUUAGAAAUGCAUUUAGAAAUACAUGAUGUAGAAACUGAAAAGACACUUCUACAAGGGCAAGAUUGCAAAAAAAAAUACUCGAAUAAACAAAUAGAACAAGGGAAAAUACAAACAGUGUGUGAAUUGAAUAAAACCUUAAGAGUGGAAAAAAACAAAACCAUAUCACCAAAUAAUGUAUACAAAAUGAAACAUAUGUAUUUAGACAUAUUGGAUACUUUUGAUGAAAACAUACUUAAACAUGUACACCAUGCUCAUUCCUUUAUAGAUGAUAUAAUCAAGGAUAAUAAGAAUGUGUUAGUUCAUUGUAUGGCAGGCAUUUCCAGAUGUUCAUCCAUAAUAUUGUCUUAUAUUUCUAAGAAAAAUGGAAAAACGAUUGCUGACAAUUUCGCGACCCUCAAGUCCCGAUAUCCUUUUGCACAUCCAAAUGAAAAUUUUUACAGGCAACUCCUACUGUACGAGAAGAUGAACUAUUCAACGGAUGGACCUAACGAAUUCCAUCGCAUCUAUGAAGAGAUAAAAUGUGGUCGCGCAUAUCUAGAGCAGCUUAAAUGCUUGAACCUGAAAAAUGCACCAGAUGCAACGUACAAGUUUAGAUGCAAAUUUUGCAGAUUCACCCUCUUCACAGACAACGACAUUAUACAGCACGAUUUGAAAAACUGCAAGAUAAAGAAAAAUUACGGAAGUUCUUGCACGAGUAUUUUUAUCGAGAAGAAGGAGUGGCUAUUAACUGAGAGCAAAAUGAAAGGAGUAUUGAAUUGUCCGCAAAAAAAUUGCAACGCAAAAUUAGGAAAAUGGUCAUGGAGUGGAAUAUGUUGUUCAUGUGGAUAUUUACAAAUUCCAGCUUUCAUGAUUAACGAGUCCAAUGUGGAUCGAAUGAAAGUGAACCCUAGCUGA
Messenger RNA from Plasmodium gonderi, 1716 nucleotides. Its product is annotated as dual specificity protein phosphatase. The record is from RefSeq and is a predicted model, not a curated record. NCBI's taxonomy places the organism in Eukaryota, Apicomplexa, Aconoidasida, Haemosporida, Plasmodiidae. The transcript has 6 exons. The coding region runs from base 1 to 1716 and encodes 571 amino acids. Gene Ontology annotation, molecular function: protein tyrosine/serine/threonine phosphatase activity. Gene Ontology annotation, biological process: protein dephosphorylation.